AUGCUCUCCCACCUCUGGAGGCGCCACCGCGUCGUCUCCAGAGCCGUCGCUCCUAUCGCACGCUCCGCUUCCCGUAAGGCGGGGAAGCAGCGGCAGCCGCCACCUCCUCCACCGCCGCCGACACCGCCGAAGCCACCGCAGAAGCCGGCGUCCUUCACCUUCCAUGACUUCACAUGGCAGGAUCCGUAUAGCUGGAUGGCGGACCUACAGGACCGCGUCGCCAUGCGCCACAUGGACGUAUACAUGGAACAAGAGGAGAAGUACACCGAGGCCGUCAUGGCGUCGCUCGGUGCCGAACGUCUCCAGCUCAAGCUUCAGACAGAGAUGGCCGCCCGAAUGGCCAGCGACCUUUGCUCCCCGCCGGUUCGUUGGGGUCCCUGGAUAUAUUACCGGCGCAUCGAGGAGGGGAAGCAGUAUCCCAUUCUGUGCCGGCGGUCCGCCAGCUUGAAUGAGGAGUUCGUCUCCUACAGCGCUCCUUCUGCCGGGUUCGAUUUCAACGCUGGGAAGCGGAUCGAACAGAAUUUGCUUGAUUAUAACCUUGAGGCUGAUCGGUUCGGAGGUAGUAAAACCGUACAAAAUGCAUAUCUAAAUCUUCAUUUGUUUCGGAAUAAGGAAUCUCCUGUCUGGGAUGAUUGAGACCAAUGGUUUACAUUGACCGCUACGCCUGCUUGUGAUUGAUAUUGAAACUCUCGUUGUUGGUUACACAAAAGCUUGUAUAUCCUCACGUCAUCAGAAUUACUUUUUCUCUCUAACUUUGGAUUCUUUUCAUAGAAGAAAGGAGAAUGCGGGCGAUUCCUUUGCAGUUACUCCAUUUAUUAUUGGUCUCACUACACUUCUAACAAACUCUGUCUUCUUAACCAGUGUCAUUUCCGCAGACAUUUUGCUCCGCAUUCCGGAAGGUGGAUGCUUCUUUUUUUUUUUUGGUUUCUUGAAGAAAAACUAAUAAAGUCAGCUUCUUCAAAUCUUUAGACCCUUCAAUGAAUCUUAACCAUCUCGCUUGGAUCAUUGGGUUGUUCUGACGAAUAAUAUGGUUAAUGAUUGUGGGCACUAUUUUCCAUCAGAAAAUAUAUGCUCCGCUUGCUUGACCGAAAUGAAAUGUUGUGGCAGAUGGAAUGUUGCCAUUUUCUUAUUUUUGCGACAGAGCUGGUGAUCGCGGUUGAAAACUGCAAAACAGAAAUAGGAAUACGUAGGUUUUUUGGAUAUAUUCAUUGUGCAAUGGUGUUAGCUGUUGAUUUGCCGUUGUCCUCGGAUCUCUCAUACAGGGUACACUUACGAGGAGCUCUCUGAAGUGUCACCGGAUCAUCGUUAUCUUGCCUAUACUCUCUAUGAUAAGGAUAAAGACUCCUUCACUCUGUCUGUGAGGGAUUUGGCCUCGGGUACACUUUUUGACAAACCCCAGGUUGAUCGAGUGUCAAAUGUCGCAUGGGCAAUGGAUGGGAAGGCCCUGCUCUAUGUUGUAACAAAUCAGUAUCGAAGACCAUAUAAGUGAGUAUUGUACCAAGUGGUGCAGCUGUCUUUUGGUGGGAUGCAUAUAUUUUUUUUAAUGUUGGUAAUUUAGAGAACUCUUUUUCUAGGAUCUCGUGUAGCAUGAUCGGAUCCAAAAAAGAAGAUAUUUUAGUCCUGGAAGAAUCAAGUGACAACGUGUUUGUGAACAUCAGGAAUACCAAGGAUUUUCGAUUUGUCACUGUGAACAUCUUCUCUGAGAUGUCAUCAAAGGUAAUUGAUCACCCAAUUCAUGAAUGUAGUAUUGUACGGUUAACAUCUCAUUCUCCUGUGGUUUGUCCAAUGAAAGUUUUUUUACUUGUAGGUGUUCUUGAUAAAUGCAGCUGAUCCUUUUUCUGGGAUGACCUUGAUAUGGGAAUGCGAACCACAAACUCACUGCAUAGUUGAGCAUCACCGGGGAUAUCUUUAUCUAUUUACAGAUGCUGCAAGGGCAGGCAUGCCUGUUGAUUCCCAUUAUCUGCUUCGAUGUGCUGUCAAAACUUCUGGCUCAAGGACUUGGGAGGUUUGUUGAAUAGAAUCGUACCUUCAUAGCCUCAGAGAUAGUAAAAUAAUCGUACCUUCUGCUGUCGUGCACUUUAUAGAUACUAAUGCGAUUAUCUGUUCCUUCCUUAGUUGUCACAAGUCGUCAGCCUCCUCGAGCCCCGAAGUUUUUUUUCUUAAAUGGCAGUGUUGGGAAAAGUUUUCUUUUUUCUUAAUACCAGGGCUGUUGUUUUGAAGUUUUAAUGCAUUAGAUGCCAAAAGUGUCGUUCACAAAAUUUUCUAAUGAGAUACAGAACAUCUGCGAGAACCCGAAUCACUGUAUCCUUACCAUAGUAAUGAUUGCUUCACUUGGAUUAAUGCAGGAUCUGGUGAAACUACCAUUGGGUUUUCAGGAUUUCUCUUUUUGCAGUGAUACCUGGAGACUGGUGUAGGUACCAAACAAUGGGUGAUUUAUGAAAAACCAUGAGUUCAGUAAAUUGAAGGAGUUUUAUGUUAUAAAGAUUAAAAUUGGGCAUUAGUUGCAAUGGCAAGGUUUCAAAAUUCGGAUUGGAACUUUCAUACCAACUAUCCAUUACUAACUCGGAUCCUUGCGUGUUAAAUGGCAUAAGGGGGAUUUUGGAGAGUGGUGGCGAGUCUAGUGCAGUAGUGUUAUAUGUAGUUUCCGGAUCUUUUUUCAUAAUUUUUCCUUUUUUUUUAAAACUUCGAUGUUGUGACUUUUGGUGUAUAUAUGAUCAUGAGGGCCAGCUGGCGAGCUUCUCACCUAUCUAGGCGCAAGACUAAGGUUGGACUGGGGUGAAUUUGGACGGGCCCAGUCAAGAGUGAAUGAUUGGUAAUUGCAACUGGCAUGGGGAUCUCUUUAUUGGAUAUUUUCAAAUGCCUUUGCCAGCCAGUGAUCUGGGUAAAAUGACAUGGCAAUAGAGCACGGAUAUAUUUUGUAUGGUACGGACGUUGAUUUACAAGUUGAAGAUUGUUAUUAGUGUAUUAUCAUAUAAGAAACUAUCAUACUAAUGCAAUGAGUGUGACAAGAGUUUAAUCUUUUUUUGAUUCAAGAACUUUACGUGGCUUCUUAUAGUUUCUCCAUAUUUUAAUGUACCUCACUCUUAUUUGUUUGAUUUCUCUUGAAAACCAUGUAGAAUGUACUCAUUGAGGAGCCUGGUGCCAGUAUUGUGGAUGCUGACUUCUGUGACACACAUUUAGUUCUUAUAUUACGAGAAGGAAAAACAUUCAGAAUUUGUUCAAUCUGCCUGCCAUUACCUGCAGAAGUGAGGAAAAAAUGUUUAUCUUUCUUUUCUAUUUAGUCUUAAAGUAUGCUUUGUGAGAAAUUUUGAGUUUCAUUUUUUACCGCUGCUAUUUGAUAUUAUCAAACCUACAAAAACUUUUUAUGAUGCAUUAUCAAAAAAUAAAAUUAAUGGUAUUUACUUUGUGUCAACAACUUGAUAAAUGGGUAACAGUAUUCAGUGACGGUUGGGUGAGGUCUUUGGUUAUCAUAUACUUGAAAUUGGAAUUAGGAAUCAUCAUUCGUGUAACUGGAGGUGAACUAGUUUUGAAUAUUUUCUAUUGCUUCUGGCUCAAGACUCGAAUGUUCAAUUUUAUAAGUACUUGAAAAAAAAAAGAACUGGAAUACGCCACAUCAUGCUUUCUAAUUAGAAAAUGCGGUGUAAAUGUCUAUUUGAUACAUCAGUCAUCAUAAAGCUGCUAGUUGCUAAAAUUGAUUCGUUGGAUGUUAUCUGUUUGAGUGGUGAUUCCGAUAUUUGCAAUUUUUUCUGCUAUGGUUCACUCUUUUAUCUUUUUGGUAUGAUCAGGAUUAACCGAAUAUUUUUCUCUUGGCAGGAAGCUGUGCAUUUAGCUACUCUAAAUCCAUACUUUCUACCUCUUCCCAAGCAUGUUUCUCAGAUCUCACCUGGGCCCAACUAUGAUUACUAUUCUUCAACUAUGCGUUUUGUAAUAUCAUCACCUGUGGUAUGAUAAUCACCCAUUCGAAACCACUUCCUACAGAAAACAUGUUUCAUAUCUCAGGAAUUUCUGGUACAAAUGUACACAUAUUUUUUUCCGUUCUGUUUGGUUCUUAAGUUGAUCCUUAUCUGAACACAUUGGGAUCAGAAUGGAAUAGAAUUACAGCGAUGCAUGGCUAAAAGCAAUUUCCAUGUUGUAUUUUUUUUAUAAAUUAGUUAAUUCAUUGGUAUCUGUGUAAACAUGUUAUGAUUAUUUUAAAACAGUAUGGCAAGGAGGUGGGUUUUAAAGAAGGCAUAAAACUGGAUAGAUUGGAUGUCAAAAGAGAUGGCGGUUGGGUGUUGUAUUCCACAAACGUGGGAGAGAGGCAAGCAACAGACUGAAAGCAUUAUAUCGUUCUUCUCUUGUUUGUUGACUUCUGCCCAUGAUAAAAACAAUUCUUUGGGUUCCUGUAAGCCUGGGGUAGACCUGAAUUACGAUUGUCGCCAUCCCUAAAGUUCACUCUAUUUUUUUCAGGGUGUGGAAAGUUGAUUUAUCCUGAGUUUUCCUCUUGUUUUCUAUCUUAACCUUUUUCCCAAAAACAUUUCAGAACUCCAAACCCUGAUUUAAUGUCUUGCUUUAAUAAAAAAAUGAAUAUAGAUAUUUUCUCUUGUUUGAAUAUGUUGUCACAACAAAAUAUCUCUCUGUUCUUAUCAUUAGAAGAUAAUGAGUUUUUAGGUAAUCCACCGCUCAUUAGAGCUUGACAUGGCUUGGUGCAGAUGCCUGAUGCAAUCGUUGAUUAUAAUUUAUCAAAUGGAAAAUGGAACAUUGUCCAACAGCAAAAUGUGCUUCAUGAGGGGACCCGGACUCUGUACGGAACACAUGCUACCAGUCGAGUAGAAUCAUCUGCAGUUCCAAAGAAUUGUGUGCCCACAGCUGAAGAAGACAAUUCUGAUGUUUUGUGGAAUAGCCUCUCUGAGUAUUAUGCCUGUGAAUACCAUGAUGUGCCUUCAGAUGGUGGAGUGAUGGUCCCGUUGACUGUCAUUUACUCACGGAAACACAAGCAAGAGGGAAACCCCUGUUUACUUCAUGGCCAUGGGGCUUAUGGUGAACCUUUAGACAAGCGCUGGCGAUGUGAGUCGAAGAGCUUACUUGAUCGUGGGUGGGUUAUUGCAUAUGCUGAUGUGAGGUAUGCUUCAAUUUGUUCAUUCAUUACUAUGGUAUAAUGUCUCUAAUUGAACGCACCUUUGCAAGAGAUAUUUGUUUCAUAUCAUUCAACAAUCUGCAGUGUUCUGUUAUUCUAUUCUGCUCUGGUUUUUGUUUUGUUAUUUGGUGAUGUUGUUAAUAUUCCACUUUGAAAAGUAAUUUAUAUACAUUAUUAUCUCAUAAAAUGGUGUAUACUGUGGUAUUACUUAUGCUUGUUUUAAAUAUAUUGUUAUUUUGCUCGUUUUCAAUUCAGUUGGUAAGAAUGACAUCUACCCCCGUUCAGAAUUCCAAUCAUGAACAUUCAUUUGUGAUCAAUGUGAUCAAGGAGAUAAUCUGACACAUGCUAACUUUCUUUUGGUGCCGUUCAAUUUUGCCUUUUUUCAUUGUUUCCCCACUUAAGGAGUCUAGCCAACCAGUCUCUCAGUAAAAAGGGCAAGACUCGAACCUGGGAUAUGAGGCAGCUAAUCAGUCUCUACACGCCUAAAAUGCCAAUAUGCCAUCAUCCCCUGUGAUUCGAGGAACCUAGAUGUGGAUGCCAGACGUCUGACCUUUAUGUAAGGUUCUGAUUCGUGGAAGUUCGAAGCAUUUCUCUGAAACGAAACUGUCAUUCAAAAUCCGUUAGCUCCACGUGUCUGAUUUUCUCGUGCAUUUUUCGCCCAGUUCAACUUUUGUUAAAAGCAUGAUCGAGUUCAUUUGAUUGUUAUUGGGAAACAGUGUUUCAUAAAUAGGAAAGGUGCAUCAUUAAGAGGGAGGGAGGGAGGGAGGGAGGGAGUUAUCCACAUGUAAUAAUUAAGUGUAACAUUGCUGUUUGGACAAUUAUUCCAUGAUUUUUCCUUUCGAGUCCUAAUCGAUUGAUAUCUCUGCUCUAAGAGGGAGUGGUGGUAGAGGUAAAAGAUGGCAUCAUGAUGGGAGGCGUACGAAGAAACAGAACUCGAUCAGGGACUACAUCUCGUGUGCACAAUUUCUUAUCAAUAAAGGCCUUGUUCAAGAAAACAAGCUUGCUGGCUGGGGCUACAGUGCUGGUGGUCUUCUGGUUGCAUCAGCCAUCAAUAAAUGCCCUGAUUUAUUCCGUGCUGCAGUUUUGAAGGUAUGAUCUGGGCUAGCAGUUUCUUGGCUCAUUUUUUAUUAACAUUCUAUCUGGGUUUCAUGGUGCCUUAUCUGCUUUCAUCCGAGGCUCGCCACUUGCUUAUAUAUGUAAUGUCUAUAGUUCAUUGAUCUUGUUUUGUGUCUCUUUUGCGUAGGUUCCUUUCUUGGAUGCUUGCAACACUCUUCUCUACCCUGUUUUGCCCCUCACUCCUAUUGAAUAUGAGGAAUUCGGCUGCCCUGGGGACAUUGAAGAUUUUAAGGCAAUCAGAAAUUAUUCUCCGUAUGAGAAUAUUCAGAAGGAUACUAUUUAUCCAGCGUUGCUAUUGACAUCGUCAUUCAACACAAGGUAACUUCUUUAAUAAUUUCUUUGUUUCGAACGGUGUAAAUCUGUGAUUCUUGUCAGCUGGUUUUCCCUGGAAGUAGAAAGGAAAAAGAUAUGAAAGUAGAUGAGAAUAUGAAAACAUACUUUCGCUUUAUUUGAUACACACCCGAGAAUAUUGUCCUGUUUGACAAGUCUCAAUCAGCUUGUUACCCUUCAUUAAAGUAGAUCCAAACUUGGAAAUCUAAAUUUUUGGAUUUGCUGCAACUGCGUGUAAGCGUUUUGUAAAGCAGUGUGAACUAUCCUGUAUAUGAUCCAUGAAUAAGCAAAUCCUAUCUGUGAGUUGACAUCAUAUUGCAUGCUCAAUCACGAGCCCUGUAACAUAUUUCAGUUCUUUACAUAGGAAAGUUUUCUUUCUCAGUCGAUUUAUUUUUCCCGAGCUUCAUUUGAUAAAACUUCUAAAUUAGCACAGAUUUUCGCCAUGCCUCUGUAAAAACUUUCCAGCUCUAUCAGUUUAGUGACUCAGAAAUUUUUGGUUGACUUGCCAAUCACUUUCUCUCCUGUUACCAGUUUGUGAACAUCAUGGUAGCGUUUGAGAUGUACAUUGAGAACUUGGAACGCCAAGGGCUUCGUUUAUGGCUGCUAUUGAAGAUAGGGCCCGUUUGCCUUUAAGUGGGGCUUGGAUAGCCUCUGGAUCUGGCCCAAUUAAAUCUCGAAGACUUGGUUUUCCAAUUCACGUCUAGGUUGAGACUGGAAGUAGAAUCUGUUCUGAACAGGGCCUUGGGGAGAUUAAAAAUGACCCAGAUGGUCUGAAAUAUUCUUCCCUAUGCCUCGCCAGAUCCGGGUUCACAUCCUUUAAUCUGUUUUUCAGUCAGUGUUUGUUGUGUCCGCAACUUCUUCUCUAGUUUAUCAUCUCUCUUUGAUCUGGCAUAGUAGAGCAUAUAUUCUAAUCUUAGUUCAUAAUCUGUUCGAUGUUCUUCGUUUUCAUCGUUCUGUGAACACCACAGAAGCUGCAAGUGCUUGGGAGCUGCUUCCCAAGUUCUCUUGUUGUUGACUUGUGGAGACAGUGAGCAGGCGCUGAAGCAGCCCACUGUCUUUGGAAUUUCAGGUUUGGAGUGUGGGAGGCUGCUAAAUGGAUAGCCAAAGUCCGUGAUCUCACAUUUCACGAUCCAAAGCGUCCAAAGCUGCUAAAUCUAACUGCAGAUACCGUGGAGGAAAGCAAGUAUUUGGAAUCGAAGGAGUUGGCGCUAGAGCUCGCGUUCCUCAUCAAGAUGAUGACGGAUUCCUAG
Molecule: messenger RNA, 7812 nt
Organism: Spirodela intermedia
Lineage: Eukaryota; Viridiplantae; Streptophyta; Magnoliopsida; Alismatales; Araceae
Source: the annotation of a GenBank genome assembly